This is a messenger RNA of Hyalella azteca, 2393 nucleotides long. RefSeq lists its product as uncharacterized. NCBI's taxonomy places the organism in Eukaryota, Metazoa, Arthropoda, Malacostraca, Amphipoda, Hyalellidae. The record is from RefSeq and is a predicted model, not a curated record. Bases 323 to 2272 code for a protein of 649 amino acids. The transcript has 9 exons.
AAACUGCAGCAAAUACUUUACUGGAGAAGGUCUGAAAACGAAGUCUAUAUAAAUUUAAUUAAUUUAAGUUAAAUGACGUGGUACAUUCGAGGCUGUCAAACGUACAGAAUAUACUUAGUACUAGUUAGGGUAAAUUAAGGGCGUACCUUUCUUCAUGAAAUCAUGUCGUUUCUUAAUCGCAUUUUAAACUGCAGAAAUGUUGUUUUCUCUCAUAGGGAAGAUAAUGUAUGCUUUUAUAUUGAAAAAUAUUUUCUAUUCAGAAGAAGAUUCUUCCUCGUCUAACAUAGAAAAACAAUAAAAAAAGUUCAAACAGUUCGUCAAGAUGGCGACUCGGAACACGGGCAUGGGUCUGUGCCGCAGGGUAACUAUAUUCUUAAUAGGCCUGUUCGAGUGCUGCGUUUUUGGAGGCCUAGUGUUCGGGUGGCCACAGCUCGUGCUGAUACUCAAGGAGGAAGGAAUCUACUCGAGCCUCUGCAAUGUGAGCGAGACCAACUACACGACCCAAGUGGACCAGGGAUAUGAACCGGUGUUAGACGCCAGCACGGAGCCGGUGGAGUGCCACGGGCUGGUGGAAGGGUGCGAUGCAGGUCAGGAGGAGCGAUGGAGGCAGUGGAAGGAGGAAAAGUGCGCCGCGGUCUGGGGCAGUGAGGCACAAAACGCGAACGACUCAGAGGCGCCCCCUACGAAGGGCUGCAAGGCCCAGGACGAGCAGUUCGCGCUGGUCUUCACCGUGGGCGUGGUGAUGUACUCCCUGCCUAGUGUCGUUGUGGGGUACCUGCUCUACUAUGCCGGCUUGUGGGUCACCCGCAUCAUUGUCAGUUCGAUGCUGGUGGCCAGCUUCUGCCUGCUGGCUAUGCUGAGUACCGAGCGGGAGUCUCUGCUGAUGCCUGCUCUGGUGCUGCUGGCGAUGGGUGGCAAUCAGUUGCGGUUGUGCGCUGUUCAGUUCGGGGACCUCUUCCCCCAGCGGCGGGCCACGGCCCUCAACCUCCUCAUGGGGUCCUACAGCAUCUCCUCGUCUGUCUUCUUCCUCUUCAAGAUUUAUCACGGUACUACUUCGAAACCUUCCUGCAACACCAUUAAUCGCAACAUGAUUAGUCGCUACACCAUUAAUGGUAACACUAUCAUCAAUAUUAAUGGAAACACCCUUAAAACCAUUAUUGUUAACACCAUUAAUGGUAACACUAUUAACACCAUUAACGGUAACACCAUUAACACCAUUAACGGUAACACCAUUAACACCAUUAACGGUAACACCAUUAACACCAUUAACGGUAACACCAUUAACGGUAACACCAUUAACGGUAACACCAUUAACACCAUUAACGGUAACGCCAUUAACACCAUUAACGGUAACACCAUUAACGGUAACGCCAUUAACACCAUUAACGGUAACACCAUUAACACCAUUAACGACACGAGCAGACGAGACACACAGCUGAGCCUUAAAGCCUCUUCGUCCGGCUCAGAAUCUGCGGCGGUGAAGGUCCCGCUGAGCCUGAGCCUCUGCUCGCUGUCGUGUUUCCUGCACACCUACUGGCUCUUCAUGGCUCUCUUUGCCAUGAACAGCUACCAGCAGACCUUCAACUUUUGGAUCACCACGACGUCGUGCAAGUGGUCGGAAAUCUAUAAUACGACGUCGUGCAAGUGGUCGGACGUACAGCACUACACGGCACUGUUCAGCUUCUGCGGUCUGCUGGGCGCGGCGGUCGCCCCGGUGCUCGGCCACCUCACCGACAGCAUCCUGGGGCGCGCCAAGCGUCACGCUCCUGAUGCAUUCGCCCUCCGAGUGCAAGAAGUCUGCGCGAACUUCACUCCACUCCUCAUAACCACGAUCUUCUUGAUCUUACUGUACGCGUGCCUCCUAUUCUUCAAGAGCUGGGCCAUAUAUCUGUCCCUUGUGUGCUUGGUGUUCUGCAGGUCGUGCCUCUUCUCGACCAGCACGGCGUUCCUCCGAGCCCGGUUCCCCGUUGAACAUUUGGAUCGCAUUAUGGGCAUUUGCAACACGGUCGUCGCGGUCCUCUCCUUACUGGUGUACCCACACUUCAUGUGGCAGAUGAACCAUUAUUACACAGCCAUUGUUGUGGCGCUGUGUUUCAUAACACUUAUCAUUAGCUACCCGAUGCACUUAUUGUUUAAGAAGAGCAUAAGAAGAGCGCUGCUGGAGCUACCGCAGCCUAAAGGAAUAGACACGGACAGCCUCCUGCAGCGUGCUCCUUCCAAGCUCGUCAGCAAUGCUACGCGCAGUGCUACCCCAGUCAGGGCCAAUACUUGAGUCGUAAUCAUUAAAAAAAACUUUUAUGCGAGUUUACGUUUCAUUAUUUAUCACGCUUCUGUUUCUACCGAGCUUUUAUUGAUAAAUUAAAAACCUUACUAUUAAGUAGUAUUUAGAAAUA